AGGUUUUCUUUAGAGGAUAGAAAUCUUUAAAACUUCCUUUACUUUCUCUUAUGAUAAUAUGUUCCAAAAAGAAAAUAAUUAGGUUGGUGUAGUGAGCAUGAUGCACGGGGUCAUUUGUUCAGGGCUGGGCAGUUCUUUAGCGACGUCCACUUGGCAUCCUUGUUGCUUCUGUGGUUGAAGAGGACGCCGGUAGCUCGUUGCUAGGAAAGGGACGGGCGGCGAAGAAGUCUCCGUGCAUACCUGGUGUCCUGUAACCAGCCCCACUUCUCUUAGGGGCUCUGAUGAUUCAUCCCCUUUCGGCCCUGCCCUGUACUUCCCAAUACUGAGAGGCAGCACCUGGGACUGGAACGCUGUCAGCGCUGCCUUGUGUUUUCCUGCCUUUCAGAAUUUGGGGAAUAAUCCUGACUUUAAAUAACUGGAGAUGGUAUCUCGGGCCAAAGUUCCGGGUCUGCAGCGAGUGCCGUAGCUGAGCGCUUUGGCUGUGCGGCCGUAGACGCCCGUCCUUGCCCGUGUCUCCGCUGCCGGCAGCUUUCGAUUUCGCGGGGCAAAGUCUCGGCCGCUCGGGACAUGGAGCGACGCGCGCUCCCGCCCGGCCCCGCCCGCGGGGGCCGAGGGCAGCGGGGCCGGGGUCGCGGCGGGGGCCGGGGCCGGGGCCGGGCUGCGGAGCGGCUGCCCCGGGCCCCCCAUCCCGGGCCGGCCCCGACCCCCCGCCCCGGCGGGCCCGGCCCCGCGGCCGUGGACGAGCGGCUGCUGCGGGCCCUGGGGGGGCUGAGCCUGGGGCCCCCGCGGGGCGGCGGCGGCGGGAGGCUGGUGCUGCUGCGGGGGCUGCCGGGCGCCGGCAAGAGCACCCUGGCCAGACAGCUGAAACGUGACAACCCCAGUGCUGUAGUCCUUAGUACUGAUGACUUCUUUAUUGAAAAUGGUGUCUACAUCUUUGAGCCUGACUUCCUAGAGGAUGCACACAAGUGGAACCAGAAAAGAGCACGCAAAGCAAUGAAGAAUGGGAAAAGCCCGGUUAUUAUUGAUAACACCAACAUCCAUGCUUGGGAGAUGAAGCCGUAUGUGAUGAUGGCACAUGAAAAUAGAUAUGAAGUUACAUUCCAAGAACCGGAUACACCCUGGAAGUUCAAUGUUCAAGAACUGACAAGAAGAAAUAUUCAUCAUGUCCCUCGGGAAAAGAUACAACGAAUGAAAGAACAAUACGAGCACAAUGUUACCUUCCACAGUGUUCUCCGGUCUGAAAAACCAAGCAGGGAUGAGGGAAGCUACAGUGGAGCAAGUGCAGCUUAUGGGACGGGUCCCCAUCCCACCCACCUUUCUGCCGUCCCAAGGAGGAGACCUGGCACGGCACGUACGAAUGUGACAUUUAACUGAAGAUGUGCAUUCCUUGGUGUUUUAAUUAUCAGGGUACAAGAGUCUCUAGUUUUACAUUUUUUUUUCUAAACUGUUUUUAUUCUUGUGUUUUUCUACUACAUUUCUAAAUUACUUUUAUUUCUUACUAAUCUUUAAAUGGCAUUGGACCGUGAUCUCACAGCUCUGUGUGCUCACUGGAAGAGUACUGUACCCAGUACAAACUGUACUCUGUCUCAUGCCUCUUCCUCCCUGAAAAUCCAUCCAGGGAUGUGUGAAAUGCACUGGGCUCUACCAAAUGCCACAUUUUGGAUAUUUUUUCCUGCAUCACAGUCUGACACUAGCAAUAAACAUUCCUAACGUAUUUCUGUCUUAAGGCCAUUGUGGCCAAUUCUUUCCCCACACAAGUGGCAUUCCUCGCCAUUUUAAAGCUUUAUAUCUGACUGUAUAAACUUCUUGUAGCUACUACCUUGCCUACAGCAUUAUUGUAACCUUCAGAGGCAAAGUGAAUGAUGGCAAAGUAGCUCAGCAGAUUGUAGCAAGGUCUGAUGCUGUUCCCUCUCUCCACUGACUGGAUUCAUGCUGGUCUUACCUCACCCACAAACAGCCUCGCCAGCCUGCAAGCAAAACACUUCAACAGAGCAAACUUAGCUCUUCAUCUUGUCAAGACACAGGAGUUCACUGAUCCCAAGAUGGAGAGGCACCUAAAAUGAAACAUUAGUGUUAGGCGUGUGUGUGUUAAUUCCUAAGUGGGAACAGGGCUACAGGAGCAGCUCUGAGAAGCUGAAGCAGAAACACAGACCAAGGAGCUAUGUAAUAAUAAUAAUAACUCUGUGUGGCAUUUUGGUGUGAAUCAAUCAUAGCUGUUCUUUAAACCUGCUUUAGUGCUACAUGGAAAGUCAGAGGAGAAAAGUACAAGAACUGUGCCAGAAUAGCAGAGCAACAUUUCAGAAUUAAAGUGUUCUGUUUGGUGAAAAUAAGAAAACUCUUUAUUAUGCCCUGCGCCACUUUGGACAGCCAAACAACUAUUCUGAUGUUGCAGAGGGUCACAAAACUGAUGGCUUUAGACUGAAACAAAGACCCCGCUGUAAUAUAAGAACACAGAAUCAAUGGCUUACAAAAUGUCAUCAAACCCUCAGCCACACUGAUGUUAUUGUACAAUACAGCUUUGUGAGAAGUGUUUACAUACUAAACUUCAAACUGUUUUGCAAAUGAAGUGUUAUUUAAUGAGUCUGUUUUUGUAAUAGAACUUUAUUAAAUACAAUCAAGUUUUAAUGUACAAAGUGUAAAAAUAAUUUGAUUUUGAAAUAUAUACAAUACUGUACAUGCAC
Messenger RNA from Motacilla alba alba, 2681 nucleotides. It is a transcript of the gene N4BP2L1, whose product is annotated as NEDD4 binding protein 2 like 1. The transcript is spliced from 5 exons. The record is from RefSeq and is a predicted model, not a curated record. The coding region runs from base 568 to 1374 and encodes 268 amino acids. Lineage: Eukaryota; Metazoa; Chordata; Aves; Passeriformes; Motacillidae.